Messenger RNA from Orbicella faveolata, 402 nucleotides. Its product is annotated as solute carrier family 22 member 15-like. Gene Ontology annotation, molecular function: transmembrane transporter activity. Gene Ontology annotation, cellular component: membrane. Gene Ontology annotation, biological process: transmembrane transport. The record is from RefSeq and is a predicted model, not a curated record. NCBI's taxonomy places the organism in Eukaryota, Metazoa, Cnidaria, Anthozoa, Scleractinia, Merulinidae.
UGAAAACAUUUGUUUUUCCAGGAAUAUUGGGAUGGGAACAUCAACCGCGGCAGCCAGAGUUGGAGCAUUUUGUUCACCGUAUAUAGUUUACUUGGACAAUAUCCACCGCCUGUUGCCUUUUGCCGUUAUGGGAGCCAACGCCCUCCUGUGUGGCUUGCUGUGCUUAACGCUACCUGAGACUGCAAACCAACCCACUCUUGAAACGAUUGAAAAUAAUUCGACGACCACGAGCGGGAAUGAAGCUAAGGAAGACCUCAACAAAAACAGCGGAGAAGAGGAGAAGGCAGCUUUGGUGUCUGGCGAGGUUGACCCUAACAACACUGUGUAAAGUGCUGCCAAUCACUGUAGAUCUCUUUUAGAAAAUUAGAUAUAGCUCUUACUACAGCGCGUGUAUGCAGCAUA